Molecule: messenger RNA, 1524 nt
Organism: Dendrobium catenatum
Lineage: Eukaryota; Viridiplantae; Streptophyta; Magnoliopsida; Asparagales; Orchidaceae
Product: probable trehalose-phosphate phosphatase 6
Exons: 11
Coding region: 138-1256 (372 amino acids)
Biological process (GO): trehalose biosynthetic process
Molecular function (GO): trehalose-phosphatase activity
Source: RefSeq, a predicted model, not a curated record
GUCGAUUCUCCUCCAAACUAUAAGUAGCCCCUCGGGUUUCGCCAUUUCCUACAUCGGUAACCGAUCAAAGGUUUCUUUCUCUCAGUUUCGUGUUCAUCAAGGUUGAAUCUUUAAUCGCCAAGGAAUCAGAAUCAGGGAUGACGAACCAGAAUGUGGUAGUGCCGGACACUAUUGGCAUAGCUAUACCGGCUGUUACCAAUUCAACUCCUCUGUUUCCUUACCCGCUGCCGAAGGCCGCGAGCAGCGGCUUCUCCGUUCGCCGAAAGUUUCUCCCGCAUCUGGAACUAGGCAGCAACGCGAGUAGGCUUAAUGUGUGGGUUGAUUCCAUGAAAGCCUCCUCUCCGACCCACGCGAAGGCGUCGGCGGCGCUAGCCGCCUCUCACUCGGACACUGGCCCAACCUGGAUGAUGAGGCAGCCCUCGGCGCUGAGCAUGUUCGGGGAGAUCACGAGAGCAUCGAAAGGAAAGCAGAUCGUUAUGUUCCUCGACUACGACGGCACUCUCUCUCCCAUCGUCGACGACCCUGACCGCGCCUUCAUGUCUGACGCGAUGAGAGAUGCAGUGAGAGAUGUGGCGAGGUACUUUCCGACGGCGAUUGUUAGCGGGAGGUGCCUUGACAAGGUGUACAACUUUGUGAAGUUGGCAGAGCUCUGCUACGCUGGUAGUCAUGGGAUGGACAUAAAAGUCCCAGCAAACAGGCCCAGCUUCAUGAAAGCUAAUGCCAAGGCAGUUCUAUGCCAACCAGCAAGCAAGUACCUUCCCAUGAUUGGUAAGGUUUAUAAGAUUUUGCUGGAGACAACCAAAUCAACGCCUGGAGCGAAGGUGGAGAACAACAAAUUUUGUUUAUCAGUACACUUCAGAUGUGUGAACGAGAAGAGAUGGAGUGAUUUAGCUGAACAAGUUAAGUUAGUGCUGGAGGAGUACCCAAAGCUUAAGCUUACUCUAGGAAGAAAGGUAUUAGAGAUUCGCCCCACCAUCAAAUGGGACAAAGGAAAGGCCAUGGAGUUCCUGUUGGAGUCUCUUGGUUUUGCCAAUUGCAAAGAUGUGUUCCCUGUUUAUAUCGGCGAUGAUCGAACCGAUGAAGAUGCUUUCAAGGUUCUGAAAGAUAGGGGACAAGGGUUUGGCAUACUUGUUUCUAAGAUCCCAAAGGAAACAAACGCCUCUUAUUCUCUUCAAGAGCCUUCUGAGGUUAUGGAUUUCCUACAACGGCUAGUGGAGUGGAAGAGAUUUUCCCUUCAGUCUUGUCCGAAUGUGUAAAUUGGAUAGAUAUGUGCCCCACCACCACCACCUCUUGAAAGCUAUGGGUGUGGAUUUGGAGGGGAUGAGUAUGUAUUUCCUGUUAUCGGAAGAUAAGAGUACUCUGUACUUUUCUUCGUUUAGCCUCUUGGCCUCUUCUAGGGGCUUUCUUGGGCUUGAAACUAAGCAUUGUAAGCUUGCUUUCUUGCCCAUCCACAUAGAGCUACGUAUUUGUAAUUAGUUCUGUGUAAAAUGGUUAAAGAAGCAAUAGUAAUCGUUCGUUUUGUUC